AUGCCAAACCCAAUCAAAGAGGACAUCCACACGAUAGAUGAGGAAUCAUUUCCUUACAUCUUUGAACAGAAUGCUACUGUUCCACUCAAAGCUGGCGACGGACUUGUUCGUUUGAACGUCUAUCGUCCAAAGGGUGUUGACAAGGUUCCUGUUCUCGUCACAUACGGACCAUACGGAAAGGACAUUUCAUAUCAAGACUUCCAUCCCAAAUCCUUCAGCGAGGUAAACCCCCAGCACAAGUCUGAACACUCAGCAUGGGAAACUCCAGAUCCCGCCUUCUGGACAAAGAAUGGCUAUGCAAUCGUCCGUGCUGAUGAGCGAGGUCUUGGUCAAUCUUCAGGCAAACUCGACACCAUGUCUCGUGGCACAAGCGAAGCCUUUUUUGAUGUCGUCGAGUGGGCCGCCGAGCAACCCUGGUCAUCCGGCAAAGUUGGUCUUCUUGGCAUUAGCUACUACGCCGGUAGUCAAUGGCGCGUCGCCGCGAGAAAACCAAAGGGUCUGAGCGCUAUUGUGCCUUGGGAGGGCAUGUCGGAUUACUACCGGGACAGGUGCCGCCACGGCGGUAUUCUGUCAAACGCAUUUAUCAAGUUUUGGUGGAAUCGACAAGUCAUCACAAAUCAGUAUGGAAGACCUGGACGAAGCGCACGAAAUUGGGGACCUGAUACUAUUGAGGGUGAUUUGCCCGAUGAUGAACUGGAAGCCAACAGACAAGACCAGACCAUCGACAACCAGGCCAACUGCUUCCGCGACGAUGCUUACUACGCGUCUAAAGAGUACGACAUGGGUGAUAUCGAAGUUCCCCUGCUUUCGGUCGGUAACUGGGGUGGCAUUCUUCUCCACCUGCGAGGCAACAUCGAAGGCUACAUCCACGCGGGAUCCAAGUUCAAGUAUCUCCGUCUUAUCACCGGCCGCCAUGACCUACCAUUUUACUACGAAGAGGAAGUUGAGAUUCAGCGAAGUUUCCUUGAUGCUUUUCUCAAGGGCGACGAUCGAGUUGGCUGGUCCCAAGAAGGCAAAGUCGCGCCUGUCAGUCUCGUUCUGCGAAAAGGAAACGUUGGCUUCAACGAUGCGGAAAAGGAAAAAGUCUACCCUCGUCGAGAAGAGACUGAGUGGCCUAUUGCGCGCACGCAGUACAAAAAGCUCUUCCUUACCCCGGAGCAAGGACUUAGUUGGGAUCCCACCACCGACCGCAAGAAACUCUCCUACAAGGCUUUGGGUACCCUAGAGAAGCCCGAAGUGCUUCAAUUCUCGACUCCAGCCUUUGAAGCAGAGACAGAAAUCACAGGUCACGUCGUCGCUCAUCUCAAUGUUUCUGUCUCUCCCGACCCAUCAGGUCCUACACCAAGCGACAUUGAUCUUUUCGUGACACUCCGACACAUCGACCCCUCAGGCCAAGAAGUCUUUUACACUGGCACAGCAGGUGAUCCUGUUCCCGUAACCAAGGGCUGGCUCCGCGUCUCUCUACGCAAGGUUGACCAAGAACACCCCAAGCAUCGCGAGUGGCUACCUCACCGCAACUAUACCAGUAAAGAUGUUCUUCCUGUGAUACAGGGUGAGGUCUACGCUGUGGAUGUUGAGGUUUGGCCUACGAACGUGGUUGUUGAUAAGGGUGGCAAGUUGGUAUUUGAAGUCGCGUCUGGCGAUACACAAGGAUCUGGUAUCUUCCAACACAAUGAUACUGUUGACAGAUCCCCCGAAAUCUUCCAGGGACACAACCAUAUUCACUUUGGACCGCGACAACAGAAUUAUAUCACUCUUCCUGUGAUUCCAAACUAG
Molecule: messenger RNA, 1776 nt
Organism: Fusarium venenatum
Lineage: Eukaryota; Fungi; Ascomycota; Sordariomycetes; Hypocreales; Nectriaceae
Product: Alpha/Beta hydrolase protein
Molecular function (GO): dipeptidyl-peptidase activity
Source: RefSeq, a predicted model, not a curated record